AUAUCGAGUUUCUGUCUUUGAGUUUUUGUUAUUUAAUGUUUUAACAUUUUAUCUUACAAUUGCUCUUUAAAAUUUAAGUCUGAAAUUUGUCAUAUUUUAGUAGUCAUGAGCCGCAAAGAAGCAUUGUCGCAAUUUAUUCAACAAAUUCAUGGCCGACCCGUUGUUGUUAAAUUAAAUAGCGGAGUGGAUUAUAGAGGCGUAUUAGCUUGUCUCGAUGGCUACAUGAAUAUAGCAUUAGAACAAACGGAGGAAUAUGUUAAUGGACAAUUAAAAGACAAAUAUGGUGAUGCUUUUAUACGUGGUAAUAAUGUAUUAUAUAUCAGUACACAAAAACGUAGAACGUAACUAUGAAAUAAUAUAAUUUAUUUAUGAUUAUAUUCUUUUUUUAUAACAUACGAAACAUACAAAAUUAUUAUAUUUAUAUUAAUGUUCAAUGAGAAAUGACAUAAGUAUAUUAAUCAUUAUCGGUCGUAAGCUUUUUUCAUACGAUUUUCAUUAGGUUAUUGCGAUUUUGGUUUAUAUGCAUAUACAUAUUUCAUUUAUCACUUUUACGUAAUGCCGAAAUACUAUUAGUCAUGGAAGACGUGACUAACGUCCAAUAAAGGUUAAGAAUUGUUUUUUUAUAUGUAAGAAAUAAGAUGGGUGAAUAAAUUUUUGAGAAAUAUUGUAAA
Messenger RNA from Polistes dominula (European paper wasp), 671 nucleotides. Its product is annotated as U6 snRNA-associated Sm-like protein LSm6. Gene Ontology annotation, cellular component: nucleolus; U4/U6 x U5 tri-snRNP complex; U6 snRNP. Gene Ontology annotation, molecular function: RNA binding. Gene Ontology annotation, biological process: maturation of SSU-rRNA; mRNA splicing, via spliceosome. The record is from RefSeq and is a predicted model, not a curated record. Lineage: Eukaryota; Metazoa; Arthropoda; Insecta; Hymenoptera; Vespidae.